AUGCCUAAUCCUUCGAGGUGUCGGUGGAGCAAUGUGAAAAACUGGUUUAUUUUUGCUGCAGCGACCGCCGCUCUAAGUUCUUCACCAUCUCUAGUGGCCUCAGCUGGAAAACUCGAAGCCGCUCGUCGAACCUCCUCAAUCAGUAGUUCAAGAUCCUCAUCAUUCCUCAGAUAUUUUGAUGCCAGCUCAAACACGGCGUCGGUUAAAGCAAGCCAUCCCCACCAUCAACAGUAUCCAGUAUCCCGGCAGCAACCGCAGUUCUCCUUCAUAACACACCAAUCUUUUUCCGCUAGUCAACCAGUCUCCACCAAGUCGAAUCAUGAUUCAUUGGGGCCAUUUGAUGAGCCUACCCCUCAAGACCGACAUCAUGACCGUGAAUCUCAGAGGAAGCCUCUGAUGACCCAGCACGGCCAUCUUACCAAGCGUCAGCAAGCAGCAUCCGUCACGACCUCAGCUCCGGCCUUUCCUGAACCUUUCGAUUCCAGUCUAGGCACCGAGUUUGACUCCGAAACGUGUGGACCAUUCAUAUCUCAAUUCCUCAAGAACGCAGCUUUCCGCGAAUGUCAUCCCAUCUCCUUACUGUUGACUACUAGUCAGGGGUUUUAUCAAGCUGGUCGUGCCUUGAACACCUUCUCAACAUUGCAGGCGAACCAGACUGACUCGGUUGAUAGCACAGUAAUGCCUGUCGAUAAAGUACUUGACGCGUCUUGUAAAGCAGACCCUGAUCAAUGCCAAGUCCUGUUUGAUCAACUCUCUUCGAAUAUCAAAUCACCCCGUUUUGGAUGUGGGAAAGACUUGGACAAGCGCAAUUCAUUGGCGGUCCAAGCACUUGCUGGUCUCAGCAGCUAUAGACUGAUGCGUGAGGUUGCUUGCCUUACGACUCGGGAGACUCCGACACCUGGAAUGAUCCUUGCGGCAAACCCGGUCAAGAACCUAACCAAUACUACCAUCGCCAGUCAACGUACCUCUGUCAAGCUAGCGACGAUGAACUCGAGUGCCGAAUCAGCUCAACCUUCCGUUAGAUAUUGCUUUGUGAACGCCAUGUCGAGUCCAACUCCAGAUGAUCUUGUGAGCUGCUAG
Molecule: messenger RNA, 1080 nt
Organism: Puccinia triticina
Lineage: Eukaryota; Fungi; Basidiomycota; Pucciniomycetes; Pucciniales; Pucciniaceae
Exons: 1
Coding region: 1-1080 (359 amino acids)
Source: RefSeq, a predicted model, not a curated record